Messenger RNA from Sciurus carolinensis (gray squirrel), 2125 nucleotides. It is a transcript of the gene Gprc5a, whose product is annotated as G protein-coupled receptor class C group 5 member A. The transcript has 5 exons. Gene Ontology annotation, biological process: G protein-coupled receptor signaling pathway. The record is from RefSeq and is a predicted model, not a curated record. Gene Ontology annotation, cellular component: extracellular exosome; intracellular membrane-bounded organelle; signaling receptor complex. The coding region runs from base 226 to 1299 and encodes 357 amino acids. Gene Ontology annotation, molecular function: protein kinase activator activity; G protein-coupled receptor activity. NCBI's taxonomy places the organism in Eukaryota, Metazoa, Chordata, Mammalia, Rodentia, Sciuridae.
UCCGGCGACGGCCGCCUUUAUAACUGCUCAGCUAGCCGAGGGCGGGAUCAUUGCCCAAGGACUCGUCCAGCACCGAGAAGCCUGCGUGCUUCUCCCUUACGCGCGAGGAGGGCGCCAAGUUCACCGCCAAAACCCAGAUACAAGGGUUCUAAGUUGCUGAGGCUGCCCUUGAAUUUGUGAUUGUCCUGCCUCAGCCUCCCAAGUUGCUGGUAGUACAGGACCAGAAUGACCACAAAAGCCCCCGAUGGCUGCCGCUCAGACCUGGACUCCAGGUACCACAGACUCUGUGAUCUGAGUGAAGCAUGGGGCAUCGUCCUAGAAACAAUAGCUGCAUCAGGGGCUGUGACCGCGGUGGCCUUCAUGCUCGCUCUCCUGAUCCUGGUCUGCAGGGUGCAGGACUCCAACAGACGGAAAAUGCUCCCCACCCAGUUUUUCUUCCUCCUGGGUGUGUUGGGGGUCUUUGGCCUCACCUUCGCCUUCAUCAUCAAGCUGGACGGGGGCACAGGGCCCACACGCUUCUUCCUCUUUGGUGUCCUCUUUUCCAUCUGCUUCUCUUGCCUCUUGGCUCAUGCUUUCCACUUGAUGAAGCUUGUCCGUGGGAGGAAGCCCCUGUCCUGGCUGGUGAUUCUGGGCCUGGCCGUGGGCUUCAGCCUUGUACAGGACGUUGUCGCCAUCGAAUAUGUUGUCCUCACCAUGAACAGGACCAAUGUCGACAUCUUUUCUGAGCUUUCUGUUGAUCGUCGCAAUGAAGACUUUAUCAUGCUGCUCAUCUAUGUCCUUUUCUUGAUGGCUCUGACCUUCCUCACAUCCUUCUUCACCUUCUGUGGAUCCUUCAGUGGCUGGAAGAGACAUGGGGCACACAUCUGCCUCACCAUGUUCUUCUCCAUUGUCAUCUGGGUGGCGUGGAUCACUUUGCUCUUGAUUCCUACCCCUGGUCCCACCUGGGACGACACCAUCCUGAGCACAGCCUUGGUUGCCAAUGGCUGGGUUUUCCUCUUGGCUUAUGUUGCCCCUGAAUUUUACCUGCUUACAAAGCAACGGAACCCCAUGGAUUACCCGGUGGAAGAUGCUUUUUGUAAACCGCAACUCAUGAAGCAGAGCUAUGGUGUGGAGAACAGAGCCUAUUCUCAAGAGGAAAUCACUCAAGGUUUUGAAGAGGCAGGGGAUACCUCCUAUGCCCCUUAUUCCACCCACUUACAGCUUCAGAAUCGGACUCCCAAAAAAGACUUCUCCAUUCCCCGGGCCCAUGCUCGGACUAGCCCUUACAAUGACUAUGAAGGAAGGAAAGAGGGCAGUUAGCUCUGUUCUGAAGAGUGGAGCGACCACAGCAGACCCAACUGGCAGUCCAAAAAGGUGUGGGCUAAGUCCCAUCUUCCAAGCGAACUGUAUGAAGCAUUGUGGGGCAGCUGCCUACCCUCAGCCUCAGCCACUGUGCUUCCGGGGCUAGUUAAGACUCCGGUUCUUCUCAGCAUCGUAGUCUUUUCUUUUGUCCCAUACUUAGGGUACUUUAUUGAAGUGGGAGUCCUGGGCAACUCAGGGUGACUCUUACUGUUUGCUUAUGUGUGACUAAAAGUCUGGGCAUCUGACCGCAUGCUGGCUGGUUCAAUUCCUGAGGCGAUUUAUUAGGUGGGUUUUGUGGAAAUCACUUGGCCCAGAACAGAACUGCAAAUUCAAGCAAAACCAGCAAGGGUCUGUGUCUCAGCACCAUCUUGUCAAAAUCUACACUGGAAGCCAACCUCCAGGCACUCUCCUCUUGGCCUUCUUGCUUGGACUGAAGAGGUCAAAAGUCACCCAAACCUAUACAUCUAGAUGAUGCUGCCUCUUGCAGGGCCUCUGCAACUCCCCAGCACCAAUUCACAGGACACCUCUCUCUUUUUGCACCACCCCUGCAGACUGAAUUGUUCAUGUGCACUUUGCCAGGAGUUCUCCGGACCUCAUUAGCAUGCACCGUUUUUCCUAUAAAUUCUUGGCAUUGAUUCUUCUCCAAUCCUUUUGGUCCUCAGCCUCUGUAAAUAGAUUUACACUGUAUUUACCUCCUGAGUUCUGUAAGUGGGCAUUGUCAACUCUUGGGGGAGUUGUGUGGUAAGUUAUUCCCUUGUGUAUGCAAUAAAGAUGUGGCAGCAAC